UUCCUCUUCCUCCCCGUGCACUUCGAAUGUCCCUUCUCCGACGAAAGAGAAAACCCUAGCUCAGUUCGCUAGGGUAAGGGGAAGACAUGGCGGCCGCGGCGGCGACAUCCGGCGGGCACGGCAGCCGGGCCGUCGGCGGGCGCAUCCAUCGGCUGGAGGUGGAGAAUUUCAAGUCGUACAAGGGGGCGCAGACAAUCGGGCCCUUCUACGAUUUCACGGCCAUCAUCGGCCCCAACGGCGCCGGCAAGUCCAACCUCAUGGACGCCAUCAGCUUCGUGCUCGGCGUGCGGUCCGCGCACCUCCGUGGCGCCCAGCUCAAGGACCUCAUCUACGCCCUCGACGACCGCGACAAGGAGGAGAGGGGCCGCAGGGCCUCCGUCCGCCUCGUCUACAACCUCCCCGGCACCGGCGCCGAGCUCCACUUCACCCGCGCCAUCACCGGCGCCGGCGGCAGCGAGUACCGCAUCGACGGCCGGGUCGUCACGUGGGACGACUACAACGCCAAGCUCAGAUCCCUCGGCAUCCUCGUCAAGGCCCGCAACUUCCUCGUUUUCCAGGGUGACGUCGAAUCCAUCGCCUCCAAAAAUCCCAAGGAGCUCACCGCGCUUCUGGAGCAGAUUGCGGCCUCUGACGAGCUCAAGAGGGAGUACGAGGAUUUGGAGACGCAGAAAAAUACUGCCGAAGAGAAAUCUGCACUUGUCUAUCAAGAGAAAAGGACCAUCGUCAUGGAGAGGAAGCAGAAGAAAACGCAGAAGGAAGAGGCAGAGAAGCACCUACGCUUACAGCAGGACCUGAAACUGUUAAAAACAGAGCAUCUCUUAUGGCAACUCUACACCAUUGAAAAAGACAUGGAGAAAAUAGAAGCUGAACUUGAGGAGGAAAGAGGUUCUCUUCAGCAAGCGCGCGAAGAGAGUCAAUCCGCUGAAAAUGAACUUGCUGCAAAAAAGAAGGAGCAAAGUGCAUUUCUCAAGAAGAUUACCAUGUGCGAGAAGAAUAUGGCCAAGAAAAAGCUUGAUAUUGACAAGAAGCAACCCGAGCUUCUUAAAUUGAAAGAGCAAAUAUCUCGGCUCAAAUCAAAAAUCAAAAGCUGCAACAAAGAGAUUGACAAAAAGAAGGAUGAUAACAAGAAACAUUUGGAAGAGAUGAAAAGGCUGCAGAGUGCUUUGGCUGAUGUUACAAGUGCUAUCGAGGACUUGAAUGAGCAAGGCCAAGAUAAAGGAGUGAAACUGCAAUUAGCUGACCACCAAGUCCAGGAAUAUCAUAGAAUUAAGGAAGAUGCAGGAAUGAGGACAGCAAAGCUGAGAGAUGAGAAGGAAGUAUUAGACAAAGAGCUAAAUGCUGAUAUUGAAGCCAAAAAGAAUUUAGAGGAGAAUAUGCAGCAGCUGCAUAGCCGUGUUGAUGAGAUAUCAUCACAGGAGAGUGAAUUGCAGACAAAGCUCAACAAGAUUCUUCAAUCAAUCCCCAAGCAUGAAGAAGAGCUCACACAUUUACGUGAGGAACAUAACAAAAUUGCGAAGGAACGCCAGUCUUCAGGAUCUAAGUAUCAAACACUGAAGCAGAGGGUCGAUGAGAUAGAUACGCAAUUACGAGAACUCAAAGCUGAUAAGAAUGAAAGUGAGCGUGAUGCUAAAUUUUCAGAAACUGCCAAGAGUCUUAAGCGGCUAUUUCCUGGAGUCCAUGGUCGCAUGACUGAACUUUGUCGCCCCUCACAAAAGAAAUACAACCUUGCUGUCACAGUUGCGAUGGGAAAAUUCAUGGAUGCAGUAGUUGUGGAAGAUGAAAGUACAGGAAAGGAAUGCAUUAAGUAUUUGAAGGAACAACGUCUUCCUCCUCAAACAUUUAUUCCACUACAAUCAGUCCGUGUGAAGCCAAUAAUCGAGAGGUUGCGUACCCUUGGGGGAUCUGCACAGCUGAUCUUUGAUGUAAUACAAUUUGAUCGAGCUUUGGAGAAAGCAGUUCUGUAUGCUGUUGGGAAUACACUUGUCUGUGAUAAACUUGAUGAAGCUAAAACUCUAAGUUGGAGCGGUGAAAGGUACAAGGUUGUCACCGUCGAUGGGAUUCUUUUGACUAAAUCUGGCACAAUGACUGGUGGAGUAAGUGGUGGAAUGGAAGCUAGAUCAAAUAAAUGGGAGGACAGUAGAAUUGAAUCUUUGAAGAAGAAGAAAAAUCAGCUAGAGUCUGAAAUGGCAGAACUUGGUUCACCCAGAGAGUUGCAGCGAAAGGAGCUUGCAAUAUCUGAGAAAAUAACUGGGCUCGAGAAAAAGUUACAUUACUCGAAUGUCGAACAGAAAAACCUCAAGGAUAAGCUAAACAAAUUGGCGUCUGAGAAGCGUAAUAUUGAGAAAGAAAUCGAUCAUCUGGAGCCAGGAAAAGAAGAGUUGGAGAUCCGUCUUACUAAAAACGAACGGGAAUUAAAAAAGCGGGAGAAAAAAAUAAAUGAGAUUGUGGACAAGAUUUACAAAGAUUUUAGCACGUCAGUUGGUGUGAAGAACAUCCGUGAAUAUGAAGAAAAGCAACUGAAAGAUGCUCAAGCACUGCAGGAGAGGAAGCUAAGUCUGAGUAAUCAAUUGUCAAAAUUGAAAUAUCAGCUGCAAUAUGAACAAAAGAAAGACAUGCAAGCACCGAUUGCGAAGUUAAAGGAUACAAUUGAUUCCCUAGAGAAGGAACUGAAGGCCUUACAGGAGAGAGAAUCUAGUGCUAAGGCUGUCACUGAACAGAUCUCAAAUCAGAUGGAAGAGCUGAAAGCUGAGGCUGAAGACUGGAAGUUGAAGUCAGAUGAAUGUGAGACAGCUAUUGAUGAACUAAAGAAGCAGAAUGAUAGUCUUGCUGCUGCAUUGGCAAAGCUGGAUCGUCAGCUGAAGUUAAAGGAGGGUCAACUAGUGCAACUUAGAUCACGCCAGAAGGAGAUUCAUGAGAAGUGUGAUCUGGAGCAGUUGAAGCUUCCUACAGUUAAUGAUCCAAUGGAUACCGGAUCAUCCUCACAAGAACUUGUCCUUGAUUACAGCCAGCUUAGUGAAACCUACCUGCAAGAUAUGCGGUUGUCUGAACGUGACAAACUUGAGGCAGAUUUCAAUAAAAAAAUUGGUACACUAGUGGCUGAGAUUGAGCGCACUGCCCCAAACUUGAAAGCACUGGACCAAUAUGAAGUACUUCAAACGAAGGAAAAGGAGGUCACGGAAAAGUUUGAAGCGGCCAGAAAAGAAGAGCGAGAGGUAGCUGACAAGUAUAACGCUGUGAAGCAAAGAAGGUAUGAGCUGUUCAUGGAAGCCUUUGAUCACAUAUCUAAAGGCAUAGACAAAAUUUAUAAGCAGUUAACAAAAAGUCACACACAUCCACUUGGAGGAACAGCGUAUCUAAAUCUAGAAAACGAAGAUGAGCCAUUUCUACAUGGUAUCAAGUACACAGCUAUGCCACCUACGAAACGCUUUAGAGACAUGGAACAGUUAUCUGGUGGAGAGAAGACUGUUGCAGCUCUGGCAUUGCUUUUUGCUAUUCACAGUUUCAGGCCUUCACCAUUCUUCAUAUUGGAUGAAGUCGAUGCAGCUCUGGAUAAUUUAAAUGUCGCCAAGGUUGCUGGGUUUAUCCGAUCAAAGUCAUGCGCACGUACUGGUGAAGAACAAGAUGGUGACGGAGGAUGUGGGUUUCAGAGUAUUGUCAUAUCGCUGAAGGAUAGCUUCUAUGACAAAGCUGAAGCACUGGUUGGUGUUUACAGGGACUCUGAACGAAGUUGUUCUAGAACCCUCACCUUCGACCUUACCAAGUACAAAGAAGCAUGAAGUCCACUUCGGUUGGAGUCUUCCUAGUUGUUAAUCUGUGAUAGUAACAGUCCUUAGCUGAUCCUGUAUUUUAACUUGUGCAUAUAAGAAAGAGAUCAGUAGCACGUAGUUUUAUUGUACAAACCGCACCUGAUUACGGUAUCAGUUACAAGUGUGUAUUUGUGUGCUUGUGUUUUGUUUUUGCAAGAGUUACUUGGGCAUGUACCAUCAUCAUCAGCAUAUGGGAACUAGUGUGUUUGCCACCUCAACUAUGGUGAUUAAUUUGCUAGGAGACGUAUUUCCCAAGGCUUUAAAUUAUAACCACAUUUUGUGAUUUUGUUUCAAA
Molecule: messenger RNA, 4101 nt
Organism: Lolium perenne
Lineage: Eukaryota; Viridiplantae; Streptophyta; Magnoliopsida; Poales; Poaceae
Source: RefSeq, a predicted model, not a curated record